AUGUCUCAGCAAGCGCUCAACAAGAUCGCCCCCAACAGCCCAUCGCGGGCCAAGCCAAAUGAGAUCGAGACCAACAUCGCAACCGCGCUGUACGAGCUCGAGACCAACAUCCCCGACAUGAAGGCUGCUCUGCGCCCGCUGCAAUUCGUCUCCGCCCGCGAGGUAAGAUGAGAGCCAUUACCCUCAUCGUGCAAAAGAAAAAAGCUUGGGAACAUUCGAACAAGCCAACGCCUUGGGCUCGGCUUAGAAAGAUGGAGGGCGAUCGGAAAUAUGAGACAUCUUGAUACCGAAGAGGCGGUGGGCACUGGGAAGCUUCGCGCUGACACCAGGACUCUUACAGAUCGAGGUUGGCCAUGGACGCAAGGCCAUUGUCAUCUUCGUCCCCGUUCCAUUGCUCCAGGGCUGGCACCGCUCUCAGCAGCGGUAAGAAUCUUCAAUCAUGAGCCCACCCAAUUCCCAUAACUGACCCAUUCACACAGCCUCACCCGUGAGCUCGAGAAGAAGUUCUCCGACCGCCACGUUCUCAUCGUUGCGUCGCGCCGCAUUCUUCCCCGCCCCAAGCGCAGCAACCGCAGCCGCACCUCCCAGACCCAGAAGCGCCCACGUUCGCGCACUCUCACUGCGGUCCACGACGCCAUCCUUGCCGACCUUGUCUACCCAGUCGAGAUCGUCGGUAAGCGCACGCGCACCAAGGAGGACGGCCAGAAGAUCCUCAAGGUCAUCCUCGACGAGAAGGAGCGUGGUGGUGUUGACUACCGUCUCGACACCUACUCUGAGGUCUACAAGCGUCUGACUGGCAAGGGAGUCAACUUCGAGUUCCCUCAGUCGCAGACUGAUUACGCUUCUUAA
Messenger RNA from Lecanosticta acicola, 849 nucleotides. The record is from the annotation of a GenBank genome assembly. Lineage: Eukaryota; Fungi; Ascomycota; Dothideomycetes; Mycosphaerellales; Mycosphaerellaceae.